Molecule: messenger RNA, 2397 nt
Organism: Haliotis rubra (blacklip abalone)
Lineage: Eukaryota; Metazoa; Mollusca; Gastropoda; Lepetellida; Haliotidae
Product: malignant fibrous histiocytoma-amplified sequence 1 homolog
Molecular function (GO): protein binding
Source: RefSeq, a predicted model, not a curated record
GGUUGUACCAGCCAGAAUACAUGUACGUGUUACGCGGCUAAUUUUGUAAGAGGCCAGUGUAUCGACAGGCAUUGAUCACCUGUAAACAACACCCGUGUAUCCCGAUCUAUCUUCAUAUAUCUCCGUCAGACUGUGACAAAAAUCCAAGAUGGCUGACAGGACCAAGUCCCCACAGCGGGGUCAGACUCCAUCAAUCAAAGCGAGCCCGACUCCGUCUUCCCCUCCACGAGGAAAACGUACACCAUCUCCUCCCAAGAAAAGUCCAUCACCUUCACGAAAACCUUCUCCAAGUCAGAAGCGCAAAUCAUCCCCAAGUGUCAAAAGUGCUGAAAAGAACAGAAAACCAUCCCCAAAAGGAAAACGGAAAACCACGCCAAAAGAGUCUCGACCUAAAACUCCACCAAGCCGGAAGUCAUCGUCACUGAAGAACCAGAAGGCAGCCCCACAGAAGACCCCUGACCUGACCGAGAAGGGACUGAAGGUCGUGGAUAUGUCAGGGCAGGGAAUGACGUCGGUACCCGGUUCGUUGUUGACAGCUCCAGAUAUUGGAGAACUCUGUCUGGCAUCCAACAACUUGCGAUCACUCCCCUUGGACAUAAGACGUCUGACUCAUCUGACUAAACUGGACAUCAGCCGUAACGGCAUCCGCUGUACCAGCCCUCAAGACUUUGGCGGCCUGCCAUCUGAGAUGGAACAGCUGACCUGCCUCGAGGAGCUGAAGAUCUCUGAAUGCAACCUGCCAUUCAUACCUCCAGCAAUAUGGCGGCUCAUCAGUCUCCAAUACCUCGACAUCAGUCGGAACAAGAUCAACGUUCUUCUUCCAGACAUCGGGAAUCUGACUCGGCUUCAGCGUCUCAAUCUCCAACAAACGAACAUUUCAUCACUGCCCCCAGAAAUUGCUUUCUGCCAGGAUCUGGAGGAAAUUCUACUGUGGGGCAACUCUAUCGAGAGUCUGCCUGAAACCUUGCCUGAGAUGCCAAAGCUACGAACAAUGGCCAUCAACUACAGAAGUUUCUGUGGUGUUGUUGAUGACUACAUGGAAAACCUGCUCAGAAAAGGACAAAUUAAAUCCGAGCAUAUACCUGUUGUAGUGUUUGAAUUACCUUCCCUUGAAUGCCUUGACCUUGAAAGUACAAAGCUGAACAAUUUGCCUGAUGUGUAUAACCUUGCUUUGAAGGAAUUCUAUCUGUGCAAAAACUUUUUACAAACAAUCCCAACGUCCAUCUACAAUCUGAAGUAUCUGUCAGUGCUGGACCUGUCCAACAACCUCAUGUUGAACCUCCCAGAGGACAUAGGACGCCUAAGAAGUCUCCAAAUACUGCGAGUGAGCCAAAAUAUGUUUGAGAAAGUUCCUCCAACAAUAGGACUUCUUGGUAACCUUGAGGAACUCAACAUGGCUGGUAACAGAAUUCGCCGUCUGCCUCCAGAGAUUCGAGGACUUUUCAAGCUGAAGACAUUGAUACUUGCUCAGAAUGACAUCCAGUCAUUACCUAAUGAGAUCUGUGAUCUCACUGAACUAGAAACUCUGGAUUUGACAGGCAAUUCAAUCCGACAGUUGCCCAUGAAGCUGUACCUCCUGAGCAAGUUGACAGUCGCUCACUCAUACAGGAAGUACAAGAAGUACGGACUCUGGCUCUAUAAGAAUCCACUGGAACAGCCUCCACCCCAAGUGUGGAGGACAGAGAAACCAGAACAUAUCUACGACUACCUCAAAAAGUUGGCCAUCAUAAAGACAGAGAACCUCCAGAGGCAGAAGAUCCUUCUCCUGGGUGCGAGUCAAUCUGGAAAGACCUGCCUGGCCAAUCUACUGGCUCUCAAGAAGUCCAGUCUGACUGAAGGUCUGGCAGACCGAACCAGAGUCCUACAGACUAUGCUGUGGAAAACUGACAAUAAUGUUGAGUUCAUGCUGUAUGAUUUCGGAGGCGAUGACACCUAUAUGAUUACAACACCACUCUUCCUCGACUCAAAGGCUCUAGUUCUCCUGGUCUACAAUUGUGCUAGUUUUACAGAGGAAGACUACGACACAGCAAUUGGGCAGUGGAUUGAUCUUCUCAACACACAGGCUCCAGGAGCAGUGGUCAAGAUCAUAGCAUCUCAGUGUGACCUUCUACAGACAUCACAGCAACUCCUUGAACAACAGAAGAAACACAAAUCUGAGCCUGAGGAACUACCCAAAGAAGAUACUGGUAAAAAGAAGAUGAAUCCAUCAAAGAUAUCACCACCAAAGAAGAUGUUACAACCAAAGACAUUGUUGUCACAGAAGAUGAAGCCAAUGAAAAUGUUCACAUGAAAACAGAUGAAACCGUCAAAACUGAGGUAACAGAAGCUGAAACUGAAGCAGCAGAUGCCCAAGAACCUAUAGCAGAGAGCAACGCUGUUAAAGAAACUGAAGGUUCC